Molecule: messenger RNA, 894 nt
Organism: Bacidia gigantensis
Lineage: Eukaryota; Fungi; Ascomycota; Lecanoromycetes; Lecanorales; Ramalinaceae
Exons: 1
Coding region: 1-894 (297 amino acids)
Source: RefSeq, a predicted model, not a curated record
AUGGCCUCAGACUUGUUGGCUCGUGCUUUUCGGCGCUUACCAAGCCUGAAAGGUAUUCACAUACGUCAUGCAGAUAGAUCGAUUGGGGUGAAAGAGGCGAUAGGGACCUUAGGUGUCCCUAGCGGCUUCGAACUUGGGCACAAUGCCGAGUUGACAGUUGAUAUAUUGAUGAGAGCCAGAAGAGACGCGAAAUUGGACCUUCAAUCCCUUCGGCUAUCCUAUGCUGUCGCAAGUGUCGCAGGCGAGGACGUCAUUGACUGGACCAGGGAGGAGUAUGACCCUGAUGAUAAUAGGCCAGAAAACACGAUCUUGAAGGUCAGUUCUCGUCAACCAUCGACCAAAGACUUCCAAUCGGUAAUCGGAGAUUUUGAAAACUUUCCGCCCUUGAUGACACUCAAGACUUUUGAGGUUACGUGUCUAGAGUCGACUGCACACCCGCGUACCGGCUUGGACCAUUUUUGGCUGGGUGCACUAGAUAUUAUCGAAGUCAAUUGCUCUACUUUGGUAAGUUUGAAGAUCGACGGGGGCUUCGAUCCCGAAUUCGGAGACCAUUUCAUGAAUUGCCUCUCAGAGAUGCCGAUCCAUGUACUCCGGAGGCUUUCAUUGAGUGAGAUAUAUGUCAAGAAAUGCGAACACUACCUGAAACUCUUCGCUCAUUCAACGUCAUUGAUUGAGAUGUAUCUCAAUGGAGCCAUCAUAUCGAGUCCAAGGGGCUGGACUCGGGUGGUAGAAUGGCUGAGAGCGACCAAGAUACACAAGCCAGUACGGAUGGUGCUGAAAGAUUGUCUGCCUCUUGAAGCGGGCGGACAUCAAGCCAUCGACAUAGGUCCAUACAUUGGGCGAAAGACGAGAACCAAUCCUUUGGAUGACAUCAACGACGAUGGCCGCUACUAA